GCUUGUCCAUCUCGCUGAAGGUGACUUGGAGAGUGGAAGCUGCACUCAGCGUGCGUCAGACACAGAGAUGGAUUUACGUCUCCGCCGUAGCGGGCAGGUGGAGGAGGAGACGGAGGCGGGGAUGGGUCGGUCCACUCCCCCGCCCUCCUUCUACGCUUCGUACCGCAACUCGGGCGAGGAGGAAGACGACGCACGACCACUCUUGGACCGGAGAAGCAGCAGCACUGCGUACUUCCAGCACCAAAACCUGAUGUCCCCGGGCGCUGACCGCGUCUUUGCCUACCAGGCCUCGAGGGCGGGGGACGAAGAGGGAGACCCGCGCCGGAGGGCAGACGAUGACAGGAACGGCCUCGAUCCUGCAAGCAUGCCCUCCCCGUCAGACAUCUUGCGCAAGCCCAUGCGGUUCGGUGCCGGGGUC
Molecule: messenger RNA, 418 nt
Organism: Nannochloropsis gaditana CCMP526
Exons: 2
Source: RefSeq, a predicted model, not a curated record